Messenger RNA from Lepus europaeus (European hare), 2642 nucleotides. It is a transcript of the gene BAALC, whose product is annotated as BAALC binder of MAP3K1 and KLF4. NCBI's taxonomy places the organism in Eukaryota, Metazoa, Chordata, Mammalia, Lagomorpha, Leporidae. The record is from RefSeq and is a predicted model, not a curated record. The coding region runs from base 1 to 438 and encodes 145 amino acids. Gene Ontology annotation, cellular component: cytoplasm. The transcript is spliced from 3 exons.
AUGGGCUGCGGCGGGAGCCGGGCCGAUGCCAUCGAGCCUCGCUACUACGAGAGCUGGACCCGGGAGACCGAGUCCACCUGGCUCACCUACACCGACUCGGACGCGCCGCCCAGCGCCGCCGGCCCGGACAGCGGCCCCGAGGCGGGCGGCCUGCACGCGGGUGUGCUGGAAGAUGGACUGCCCUCCAGUGCUGUGCCUCCAUCUGCAGCGCCGGGGGCACUCUCUAACCCGGAGAAGAAGCUGAGCUGUGGGACCCAGUGCUCGAAUCCCCAGAGCCUCAGCUCGGGCCCUCUGCCCCAGCAGCAGAACGGCCUUCGGACCACGGAGGCUAAGCGAGACGCUAAGAGAAUGUCUACAAAAGAAGUCACCAUCAACGUUACAGACAGCAUCCGACAGGUGGACAGAAGUAGAAGAAUCACAAAGAACUGCGUCAACUAGCCAAGUGUCCAAACAUGAGGGCAGGUGGACUUCUUCGGUGACCUUCAUGAUAUUGAUUCCUGUCGAGGAAACUUGAAAACGUGGGGACCACUUACUGACCAGGAAGGCUGCUGAGUGCCUUGUGAGACCGUCUUAGCCCACCGCAAAUGCCUGCCUGAGCUGUUGGGGCCUCUGAGCCUCUUGUUUAGCACGUGAAUGCAUUAACAGUCCUCACCUUUGUGAACAACCUGCAAAUGUGCCGUUCAGUUUGCCUCUUUGCAUCUCCUGUAGUAGGGAGUAGGGGUACAGUGGUGAGCUGGAGCCACAGGUCAGUUUGUGAAAGAGGAAAAUAAGAGUGGAUUUCCUGGGUGAAAGAGUUGCACAUCAGUGCCAAGCUCUCCUGAGCACAGUAGUGUGGGUUUCAGGCAAGCUUACCCUUUCAUUCUUUAUUUUUAAACAUCACCAUCACAAAGCGUACUGUGUUCACCUAAAAGCUGGCUUUCAUCCAACUGUAAACCCAGAUCGAUGUGAAAUCAGGAAACAGGAAAAGUCCCGGUUAUUCUCAUUUCCUUAGCUCACAAUCAGACCAGAUCCUGUUUCACACACUAACUCCAGCAGGCAAGGCCCAUGGUGUGUCCUUGGGAAGUCUGUGUGAUGCUGUCACACCUGUUCCUCACCUGCCUCCAAACCAUAGGAUCAGUUUGUGGCAUCAUGUCAUAUAAGGUGGCCAUGCAUCCAACCUGGGACACCACUCAGGGCUCAGACAGACAUUGUGUGUUUCAUAGCUUUCUGGUUCCCUUUGCUUGUCUAGUAGUUUUCUCUCUCCAGUUGAGUCCCUCACAACUGUUAAUUGAAAACUAGACAUUGCUCACAGGAGAGAGAUAGUCUAGGGACCUGUGGCAGCACAUGGAGCUUCCUCUGUCCACAGCCCCAGAACUGGGUCAUUUUGGCAUCUGUAAAGGAACUACUUUAGAAAGACAGUACCUGGUGGACAUGUAUUCACAUUGAUAUUAGACUAAUGUGCACUGUGUUACAGAUCAGGUAGGUGACACAGUAAAAUGAUGUUCUGAUAGAAAAAGUUUUUCUAGCAUUUCCUUAAACAUGUUCAGCUGGAAGUAUUUUCUUCCAAAGUAACAUAGCAUGAUUUUUAAAGAACUGUUAACAAGUCUGGGAUUGGGAAAAGUAGGACUAAAGUUGUACCAAACUAUACCAAUAAACUCCAUGUUUAGCAGAAAUAGGCAGCUUGAUGGUAUGUGUUUAUGUAACAUAGUCCUGCGAACUGACCUAAGAGGUUAAAAUUCAGUUACUCAAUCCCGCACCUACUAACUCUGGUAUUCCUCAAACACCCUCCCUUCCUCCCUUCCUCCCUUUCUUCCUUCCUUCCUCCUGCUGAUAGAUUUUAUACUUAUUCAUUAAACAUUAAAUGCCCACUUUAUGCCAGUUACUGUGCAGGAUGUUGAGAGAUGUGGGGUCUGGCCUCUUGCGACCUUAUAUCCAGAAUCUACCAGUAGGCCUAACAAGUAGGACUGACUUAGCGACACUAUGGUGUAGUGUGUGUUGUGAAUUACUCUGCAAUGGAGUCUUGCUUUUAUAGUAGGGUAGAUGUGUGUCCUAAAUGACAGAUCUGGGUGUUAUCAUCAUUGUACAAGCCUUUACCAUACACAAAACUACAAGUUUUCCUAAGCCGCUAUCAUUUUGAUUCCUUGAGAAAGGGCUUUUAAGGACUUCACAUUCUGGAAAAAAAAUUAACUUUUAAUAUUUUAAAGCAAAACCUGUGACUCAUAUGUCCCUAGUGGCAUUACUCAGCAGGAGUCCCCAACUCUGAAGGUUGGCAAUGAUCCUGCAAGUUCAAGGGCUUGUUCUCCCAGGGCAUGUGUGUUUUGCUUUGUGUAAGGCAUUCUUUCACCAGUCGCUGUGCUGUGAGCCAUGGGCUAAGCCUAGUUUCUCUUUACACUCUGUUUUUGCCUCAGUUCACUGCUGCAGGUUAUUUGGAAUUCAGCAGCCUGAAGGCGGCUCUGUUUAUCCAGAAACACUUUUUCACCUCUAGAGGGGAAGGGAAUGAAGGACAUGUGAUCUGGCCCUCCCCAGAACCACCUGAGACAGUGACCAGAAGCUAAAUCAUGUUACUGGAAAUUCAUCUGGCAGCUUCUCCGUGUGUAUAUGAGACAGGCAUUGAUUCUUGCUAUCCCGUUGGGAAAACACUUUCCACUGCAAAGUUUGUGUCA